UUGCAGUAGCCAAUGAGGAGAGGGUUACAGAUUGUGAAACUGAAGCAAACAUGCUCUAUGCUGUGAGCCAAGAAGGAAAAUAAAACAGCAGGAAUCUAACACUUCUUUCCAAGAACUGGGAGGCUGCAGAACCUGCAAAAUGAGGUUCUAUGUUGUUUCAGUACUUCUCCUGAUGGCGACGGCGGAUGGAUCAGACAGAUUCCUCCUCUCAGCUCCAAGCGUGUUUCACUUGGGUGUGAAAGAGAAAGUCUUUGUCCAGUUGGGAAGUAAAUAUCUCAAUCGACCUGUUUCUCUCUACCUGGUGCAUGAGAGCACUGGCACGGUUAUGUCUGACAAGAAAACUGUUCGCUGUACUACAGAAAGGGACAUCAAAACUGUUGAACUGAUGAUAAAAAUGAACGAGUGGCUAAAAAUCACUAGAGAAAAUAGUCAACAGCGCCGUUAUCUUAAUAUUGUCGCAGAGGUCUCAGAUCCCCUGGAAAGGAAAUAUAUGAGGGUUCUGGUUUCCAACCACAGAGGAUAUAUCUUCAUACAGACUGAUCAGCCGAUGUACAACCCAUCACAAAAAGUGAAAUACCGGGUGUUUACUCUUGACCACACAAUGAGGCCAACUGAGGAAAGAGUCAACAUAUCAGUUUUUAAUGCUGAUGGAAGCAGAAUAAUGGAGUCUAUGAAGUCUCCAAAGGAUGGUAUUUUCAGAAACCUAAUCCCCAUACCAAGUGUAUCAAAAAUGGGCACAUGGAAGAUAACAGCACACUAUGAAGGUGACGAAGGAAAUGUUGCUGUCCGAGAAUUUAAAGUUCAAAGAUUCGUUUUACCAAGUUUUGAGGUGAAGAUUGAAACAGGGCAGCGCUUCAUUUUGUUGAGCAACGAACAGCUGGACUUCACCAUUUCAGCAAUGUACUCAUAUGGUGAGAAAGUCAAUGGGUCUUAUCACAGCCAAUUCAGAGUGCUAAGAAAAGGUGCAACACACAACAGUAAAGAGGUUGACAUUAUCAAGGGACUGGAGCUGAUUGGCUUGGUCCAGGAUGGAACAGCAGAUGUUGCUCUUCCGUUAGAAAAGAUCAACUCGGAACUUGAAAAACAGUGGAACCUAACCCUCUCUAACUUGCAGGAAGACGGAUUCCAAAUUCACGUGAGGGUAUUUGUCACAAACAUUAAAAGUGGUGAAAUACAAGAGGCAGAAGUUUAUCUACCAAUCGUCUCUCAGAAAUACAACAUAGAUCUGUCUCGAACCCGCUCUCAUUUUGUUCCUGGAUUUCCACUUGAUGUGAUGGUGGUCAUGCGGCUUCCUGAUGGUACCCCAGCAGUUGGUGUGCCACUAAACAUUACUGUACAAGAUCCCCCAAUGGAAAUUUGGCAAGGCACCACUGAUGUGGAGGGAAUGGUGUCCCCUGUCUUUAAUAUCCCGAAUGCUGCUAAGAUUACAGUGAAAGUGUCAGCUGAUGGUCUCCAAGAGGAAAAAAUUAUAGAAAAGGUUUCAUCACCAAGUAACAGCUACCUUUACAUGUCAACCUCCAACAAAGUGUACACUGUUGAAGAGAACUUUUCCAUAACAUUCAACACUGUUAAUGGCCCGAGAGAGGGAUUUAUAUAUUAUAUGGUCUUAAGCCGUGGUAUCAUAAUACAAACUGGCUCACUUCAACUUGGAAUAAAUGUUAAACACAACUUCAAGAUUACGGCUAACAUGGUUCCAUCUUUCCGUGUGAUUGGUUAUUUUCACAGUGAGAACGGUUUCAUCAUAGCUGACUCUGUGUGGGUUGAUGUCAGAGAUCAAUGCGAGAUGAACGUUGAGGUCACGGUGGAGAAUAAAGGACAGCCUCGGCCUGCCCAAUCAUUGGUGCUACAAUUAGAUUUGCAUGGUCAGUCAGCUAAGGUGGCGUUGCUGGCUGUGGAUAAAGCCUUUUAUGGUCUCAAAGCUGAUAAUAAACUAACAGCCAAACAGGUAUUCUCUUCCAUGAAGUCAUAUGACCAAGGAUGUACAUAUAAUGGAGGAAUAAACACAUCAUCAGUGCUUAUGGAGGCUGGUCUAGCUUUUUCAUCCCGAUCUGAACAGCAGUGGAGGAGGAAUUUUGAGUGUACCACAACGUCUGUACGUGGCAAACGUUCAGUUGACAUCCAACAGGAAAUGUUAACUUUAAAAGCCAAGUAUGAAGAUCCAGACCUCCAAGAAUGUUGCACUAACGCAUUUUCUUUCAUUCCUAUGAGACGAACAUGUGAGGAAAGAGCCAUCAGAGUUGGUCUAGUGAAACAAAAUCAAACGUGUGUGGAUGUUUUUCAAGAAUGCUGCAAAGAAGCCGAGAGGCUAAGGCAAAAACAGAAGCAAGAGGGUGUCCAGAGCGAACUCGGCAGGACUGCAACCACAAAAGAAAUUGAAGAAUAUUUCCUGAUGGAUACUGAUCAGUAUAUUCGACGACUGUUCCCUCCAAGUUUUGCAUUCACAGAAUUUGAUGUGAAUGACAAAAAAAAGUAUCUUUUGAAAUUACCUGACUCAAUCACCACAUGGGAAGUUCAGGUCAUCGCCUUAUCUUCUGCAAAAGGUUUCUGUGUAGUCAAGCCGCAUGAAGUUAAGGCAUUUAAACCAGCAUUCGUGUCUCUGAGGCUACCUUACUCAGUGAAAAGAUAUGAGCAAUUAUCUAUUGCACCAGUUAUCUACAACUAUGGUGAAGAGAGACUGCAGCUGGCAGUGAAUUUGGACCAAACAGAUGGACUUUGUGCCCCUGCUUCGGCCACUAAAGGUACCCACGUGACGGUUGCUGUUGAGCCAAUGUCUUCUCAGCUUGUGCCUUUCUCUGUUGUCCCCAUGGCAUCUGGCCCAAUUCCCAUCAAAAUUCGCCUUUACGAUACUGAAAAUGAGAAGGGGUUAGAUGCAGUGGAGAAAACCUUAAAUGUGCAGAAUGAAGGAUUUGAAAUAAGACAGGAAACAACCCAUGUGGUUAAAUUAGAUGGAAGGAGUUCAGCGAAACUGGAUAUUGAUGGAACUUUUCCGGACGAUUUAGUCCCGGACUCAAGCGCCAAUGUAUUUGUUUCAGUAGAAGGGGAGGGCUUUGGCAGUUCACAUGCAAGGAUUCUUCUUUCUCCAGAAACUGUUGUUAAACUGAUCAAACUGCCUUUUGGAUGUUUGGAACAGACGACAAACAGACUGGCACCUACCGUGUUAGCCUUGCGCUAUCUUGAUUUAAGUGAUCAAUGGUUUGACCUGCCUCCUGGUUCCAGAGAUGCGGCUCUUGCAAACGUUGAACAAGGUUGUAUGACAGUAUUAGGUUAUAAGGAAAAAGGCAGUCAAGCUUAUGCAUCAUUUUAUACUGUAGAUUCCAGCAUUUGGGCGACUGCCUAUGUACUCAAGGUUAUGUCAUUGGUGGGAGAGCGUCAAGGAGCAGGACUUACUGGAUCAGUACAAAACGACAUCAUAGAAUCAGCCAAUUACUUGAUCUCAAAACAGGAAGACAACGGGUCAUUCAUCGACCCAAAUCCUGUGAUUCACAGAAAUGUCAAGGAAGACCAAGAUGCUUGGCUGACUGCCUUCAUUACACUUGCACUAAGACGAUCAAAACAAUUCCUGACACUUGAGGAUCAAACUAAAGUGCAAGAAAGCACAUUAAAGGCAACAACUUAUCUCCAGUCCCGGCUCACAGAGAUACACCAUACUUACGCCAUGGCCUUAACAGCCUAUUGUCUCGCAGCUUGUUUGCCACAGGAGGGAGAUCGACGUUCUGCCUGGAAGAAACUUCAGUCAAAAGCAAUAACAGGUGUGACAGGGCAGCAUGGAGUGUCAGGGCUAUGGCAUCAUCAGUGGACCUGUUGUGGCGUAAUUUCAGGUGAGAAUCACUGCUACAUGUGGACGUCAAAUCCCAGUCCAAAAAAUAAAAAGGAGGCAGAUGCCAUCACUGUGGAGACUACAGCCUAUGCCCUUCUAACUGCUGUGGAGCUUGAAGAGUACGAAUGGGCAGAGAAAAUAGCCUGCUGGUUAACCACCCAAGAAAACUACCAUGGAGGCUACAAAACCACACAGGACACUGUCAUGGCGCUGGAGGCCUUGUCAGAAUAUGAGCUAAAAAGACCCACUUCAGAUGCAAAUAUGAAAGCAACAUUACGUGUUCCAGGAAAAUCUGAAAUUACUGACCUUGAAAUAAGAAACAAAAAAGAAAAGGUGGAAACAGACUUAAAGAAACUUACAGGAAACAUGAUUGAAAUGCAACUAACAGGGACAGGAUCCUUCAAAGUAAAAAGCGUGAAGGCUUUUUAUGUUUUGGACCCUGUGGAUUAUUGUUCUCACCUGUCUAUCAGUGUUAAAGUGGAGGGGAAAGUGCAAUACACAGCUCCAAUUAAAGAAAAUUAUGACUACUAUGAAGAUUAUGAUGACACAGAGGAUACGUCAGCACGAGUAGCGAGACAUGUCUCCGACGAGUUCGCUGUUCUCCCACGAAGCAGGAGAGACGUUGACAACAAGCUAAAGUCAGACAGCACUGUUACUUACACAGUCUGUGUCAGUGCUAACAACAGUCUUACAGGAAUGGCCAUUGCUGACAUCACUUUACUCAGUGGAUUUGAAGCUAAAAUGGAAGAUCUGGAGAGGCUCAAGAUGCCGCCGGAACAGUACAUUAGCCACUAUGAGUUAUCUUUUGGAAGAGUGCUGAUCUAUUACAAUGAGCUGCUGCAGCAACAUGAAUGCAUCAGUUUUGAUGCUGUACAGUUAGUACCAAUUGGCCUUCUGCAGCCUGCUCCAGCUGUCUUCUAUGAUUAUUAUGAACCAAACAGGAAGUGCACUGUGUUCUACUCUGCCCCCAAAAGAAGUAAGAUGGUCUCCAAACUGUGCUCAGAGGAUGUUUGCCAGUGUGCAGAAAGAUCCUGUUAUAAAAUGCAAGACACAUUCAAAUCAGACAGAGGUAAAAAAAUCUCAAAGACGCAGCGUUCCGAGCAUGCGUGCUUCUUCCCCAGAGUGGACUAUGCAUACAUGGUUGAGAUCCAGAACGUUUCGCUGAAGAGCAACUUUGAGCUGUACAAAGGUUGCAUAACUGAUGUCCUCAGACUUUAUGGAGAUCUGCAUGUGAGCGUGAGUUCAGUUCGAGUGUUUGCCAGAAGGCUUCAGUGCAAAGGAGAGCUUCAGUUAGGGAGAGAGUAUCUCAUCAUGGGUAAAGACGGCCUCACUAAAGACUCACAUGGAGAGAUGCAAUACCUGCUGGAAUCAAACACCUGGGUAGAACCAAGGCCUCUGACCGAGGAAUGCAAAAAGUCUGCCAAUAGAGAUCCUUGUCAGCAGUUUAACAAUUUCAUCGAGGACUACAAGCUCAUGGGCUGCACACAGUGAGAGAUGAAAGGCUGCAGUCCAGAUCACCGCUGCAGCACAAAGGCUCUUUUGGUGACAUUUUAUCUUCCUGAUGUCAUUAUAAACCAUGACCCUGAUCUAUCCAGUGGACAGUACUAAACAUACAAAACAAGAGCAACAGGGUAAGGCCACUGAAGUAGUACACAUAUGGCUUCAGUGGUGGUGGUGGUGGUGGUGUGUGUGUGUGUGUGUGUGUGUAUGUGCGUGCGUGCGUGCGUGCGUGCGUGCGUGCAUGUGUGUGUUUGUGUGUGUGUGUGUGUGUGGUCACCAGACUUUCAAAAAUAGAGAACAUGAUAAUUUUCCUCUCUUCAGAAUAAAUCAAGUCAUUUAUGUCCAUGAUUCAGUCUAACUGCGUUCUUCAUCGUUUCAGAAAGAUCGUUCUUUAAACUUGGCACAUUUAUUAGUUACAAAUAAGCCAAAAUAAAUGUUGGUUGAUGUCUUUGUUUGCUUGUAACUGCUGAGAUUCUAACUCAACAUUAAACUCAAGUUAGCAAGAAAAGGG
Messenger RNA from Nothobranchius furzeri (turquoise killifish), 5828 nucleotides. NCBI's taxonomy places the organism in Eukaryota, Metazoa, Chordata, Actinopteri, Cyprinodontiformes, Nothobranchiidae. The record is from RefSeq and is a predicted model, not a curated record.